CUAGACCUUUCUCCAUGGGUUGGACCACCAUUUUCUCAGCCUAUAUAUAGGACACCAUGUCAUUCCCUUGUACAAAAAAAUUAUUCGAUAAAGUUCCAAAGCCAGAGGUCCAAUAUAAUACUUUGCUCACUUGCAUAAAAUUUUGAAAGCAGAGAUGGAUGAAGCAAACAGAUUGAGUACAUGGGAAGGGUAUGUAGACUGGAAGAAUGGACCUGCCCUGAGAGGUCGCCAUGGCGGCAUGCUUGCUGCCUCUUUCGUGCUUGUCGUGGAGGUCCUAGAGAAUCUGGCAUACCUGGCGAAUGCAAGCAACCUUGUGCUGUACUUGUCCAAGUUCAUGCAUUUUUCUCCGUCCAGCUCCGCCAACAUUGUUACCAAUUUUAUGGGAACAGCCUUCCUCCUUGCUCUACUUGGUGGGUUUCUGGCAGAUGCAUUUUUCACCACCUAUCGAAUCUAUUUGAUAAGUGCUCUAAUAGAAUUCAUGGGCUUGUUAGUACUCACACUCCAAGCUCGCUUCCCUUCGCUGAAACCACCACCAUGUGUUCCAGGAGACACAGUCAUCUCAUGUGAAGAGGUUGAUGGACUGAAAAAGAUGAUGUUAUUUGCAGGCCUCUAUUUAGUGGCACUGGGUGUUGGAGGAAUAAAAGGUUCGCUUCCCCCACAUGGUGCUGAGCAGUUUGAUGAAACUACCCCACAAGGAAGAAAGCAGCGAUCUGCAUUUUUUAAUUACUAUGUCUUCUGUCUCUCCUGUGGGGCUCUCAUAGCAGUGACUUUUGUUGUAUGGAUUGAAGACAACAAAGGAUGGCAAUGGGGUUUUGGGAUCUCCACUGCAACUAUACUUCUCUCCAUCCCAAUUUUUCUCCUUGGAUCCCCAACUUAUAGGUGCAAAGUUCCCAAGGGAAGCCCCAUCACAACCAUUUUAAAGGUUAUCGUCGCAGCAAUUUAUAACGUCUGCAAACCUGGGAGUCCUAGCAAUGCUGUGACGGGCAUGGACACAAGCUCAUCAUACACCACUGAGACCAGCGAGGGAGAGGAUAAUCAUGCUAAAAGGGGGGCACCAAGUCAGGAAAAUUUGAUGUUUCUCGAUAGAGCAGUGAUGAACAAGAAUGUAAACCCAAAGCUUCAAUGCACAGCAAAGGAAGUAGAAGAAGUUAAGAUAGUGCUAAGGAUAUUACCCAUCUUCAUGUCUACCAUAAUGUUAAACUGCUGCCUCGCUCAACUCUCAACCUUCUCUGUCCAACAAGCGUCAACCAUGAACACCAAGCUUGGUUCCUUGAAAGUCCCACCAGCUUCUCUCCCUGUCUUCCCUGUCAUCUUCAUCAUGAUCCUGGCACCAAUUUAUAACCAUAUAAUCGCUCCAUUUGCGAGGAAAAUUACAAAAUCUGAAAUGGGUAUCACUCAUUUGCAAAGAAUGGGGACAGGACUAUUCCUCUCCAUUGUAGCAAUGGCAGUGGCAGCUCUAGUAGAAAUCAAGAGAAAGAGAGUGGUUGCCAACUAUGAACUAACAGAUUCAGCAGAACCUCUACCCACCACAUUUCUUUGGAUCGCCUGGCAGUACUUGUUCCUUGGAUCAGCUGAUCUUUUCACCUUAGCUGGAAUGAUGGAGUUCUUCUUCACAGAAGCGCCUUUAAGCAUGAGAUCAUUAGCUACGUCUCUGUCCUGGGCCUCACUGGCCAUGGGAUAUUACCUGAGUUCAGUGCUUGUGUCGAUAGUGAAUGCUGUGACUGGUGCAUGCAGACACACGCCAUGGCUGUUCGGAAACAACUUGAAUCAUUAUCACCUUGAGAGGUUUUACUGGUUGAUGUGCACAUUGAGUGGAUUGAACUUCUUGCACUAUUUAUUCUGGGCUUGCCGCUACAAAUACAAAUGAAAAAAGCCUGCAAAUUUAAAUC
Messenger RNA from Manihot esculenta (cassava), 1889 nucleotides. Its product is annotated as protein NRT1/ PTR FAMILY 4.6. Gene Ontology annotation, molecular function: transmembrane transporter activity. The transcript is spliced from 4 exons. Bases 155 to 1867 code for a protein of 570 amino acids. Gene Ontology annotation, cellular component: membrane. Gene Ontology annotation, biological process: transmembrane transport. The record is from RefSeq and is a predicted model, not a curated record. Lineage: Eukaryota; Viridiplantae; Streptophyta; Magnoliopsida; Malpighiales; Euphorbiaceae.